AUGGAGGCUAAAGCUGUGGAUGACUAUGUUGAGCUUUCAAAUGCGGCCAAAAACGGGCCUUUGCUGGGUAGGCUGGUGAAUUAUCAGCCCUUAUUUAGUACGGAUCCGAAAGUGCGGUCAUACCCGCUGAGUGAGCUAUCUGCACCAGAUCAAAAGAGGACUCAGGAAGCUCUAGUUGUACGGGACCUUUUAAACGUUCUAGUGGGGCUAGAAGGCGUGUAUAUUCGCUACAAUAACUAUUAUGAUCCACAUAGUGAUGUGGUUCCAGAGUUUAAGAUAGCAAAGACGAUGGACCCUUCGUUGAAAUCAUUUAGUAAGAGGAUAGCCAAGUUGGGGAAAUAUUAUAUUGUGCUGACAAAAGUGGCCGAAAAAUGGUCAGAGCCCUCAUUUGGAAAUAUAUUGCAUCGAUUUGGAUUUGAAGUAAAGAGGUUUCUGAGGCUCAACUAUUUACAUUUCAUUGCUGAUCGUCUAGAGAGGGAUUUCAAGGAAAGUACAACUUUCUCUAUAAGUGAAUUAGAGCAAGUAAUAACCGAUGUGGAAAUUACAAAACAAUUAGAAUUGCUGUAUACAGUAUCCGAGAGAAUCGACCGAGAAGAUCGAACAAGAAGGAAUAUGGACCGAGUGAAGGAAGACUUCAAUAAUUUUAUCAAUGAUUUGAAGGAUCAAGGACAAUCUAGUAACGCUUUCAUACUGGCAACAGAUACUAGAGUGCUUCCAAUAGCGAAAGGUGGUGUUAUUCUUCGCAUAAUACAAGAAAUGGUACAUGAAAACCUCGGAGAUCGAACUAACGUGGCAUUUUUGAACAAUAUCCUGAAUGAUGUUGCUGGGAACUACUGUGAGAUGCUUUUCAAGUGGCUUACUGAAGGUAAGUUAAACGACCCUUACGAUGAGUUCAUGGUAGUCGAUACGAUGAAAAAUGUCAAUGAUAUAACUCCACAUAUGAAGUAUGGUGAUCGACUGUGGGAUACUCAAUUCGUGAUCCGUAAAGACGGUCUUCUCAAGCAAUAUGAUUCAAAUGCGGACAAUGAACUGUUAUUUAUGGUGUUAACGACGGGAAAGUUAGUGAACUUGGUAAAGACUAGUUUAAACAAAGUCAACCUGACAUUGGCAACUAAUAGAGAUGAUGAAAUAAAAAACUUCUCGGAACUUAUGGAGGGCUCCACUUUGGAGUUAUACAUCAAUAAGUGGUACAACGAGGCCAACAAGUUAUGUCUUCAGAUGUACCUCGAGGGAUAUGAAUUGGUGAAGUUGAUUAGGAUGUUACAGAAACAUUAUUUCGGGUAUCAUAAUGCAAACGGCGUAUCGAGAUUCCUGCAAAAGAAUAUGGUCGAACUUACAAGAAGAUAUAGGAAAAAUGGGUAUGAGCGUGAGAAGCUACAGAGAGCUUUUGAAAUUGAAAGGGAAUCGAAAUACUCCAGCAACAACGAUUUAGUGAAACAAUUACUGAAUUUACAACUGGACGAUCAACCAUUUGGAGAGGUUAUAUUACAGUACGUGAGGCAAGGCGAAGAGCAAAGAGAAGAAUUAACUAUUUCCGGAGAAGACGAUGGGACUCGAUUAUUGCGGGCGAACAAUUUCCAAAAUUUGAAGGACAUUCUCUUGCAAGAACUUACGUCUGCUCAUGAUGGAAGCGAAGACAUAAAGGCCCUCAAGAGUAACAUUUACUACCUAAAUUUCGAAAUGAUCGUGCCGUACCCAAUAAGCAUCAUUAUCACAAGACCCUGCAUUGUUCAAUAUCAGAUCAUUUCAAGGUAUUUCUUUCUUCUUCAAUACUAUAGCAAGUUGCUCGAUGAUACAUGGAUAGAAAUCAACAAGAAUAUUGUAUGGAAAUACAGAGGCUUCACGAAAUUAGUUCGCCAGAGAGUCAUAAAGAGAAGUCGUGUGCUCCACAACCAGAUGAGCCAAUUUGUUAAACUAGUACUGGAGUAUUUUACACAAGAUGUCGUCGAGAGAGAGAUGAAUGCAAUGACCAGCACAACCACCAAGAAAGCCUCUAUCCUGGACUGGCAAUCUUGCUCGCAAGAGUGCUUAACUAAUAUAAUGACCAAUUGUUGUCUCUCGCAGCUGAUCGAGAUUCAAUUACAAAUAUUUGAGAUUAUUCACAAGUUCUGCAAAUUCAUCACAUCCAUGAGACGCGAAUUCUGCCAACUAGAUGCAAAUCUCUACGAGAUGUACACCUCCUCCAACAGCAGGCGAGUGGAUAUACCCACAAAUAUCUACACUCCGGAAGAAUAUACAACAAGAACAUCAGAAUACAUUACUUACAUCGACAUGGUAGUCCAGGGGUUCCAGCAACAUGUACUCGCCUUCAAGGAAGGAUUGGGCCACCAUCACCGCAGCAACAGAUCUAGAGAUACAAAUGGCGACGACCACCAUAGCGCCGCUAGGCUCUUAACCUCAUUAUCCAGCUAA
Messenger RNA from Torulaspora delbrueckii, 2412 nucleotides. It is a transcript of the gene SPC97, whose product is annotated as gamma-tubulin-complex subunit SPC97. Lineage: Eukaryota; Fungi; Ascomycota; Saccharomycetes; Saccharomycetales; Saccharomycetaceae. The transcript has a single exon. The coding region runs from base 1 to 2412 and encodes 803 amino acids. Gene Ontology annotation, molecular function: microtubule minus-end binding; gamma-tubulin binding. The record is from RefSeq and is a predicted model, not a curated record. Gene Ontology annotation, cellular component: centrosome; equatorial microtubule organizing center; gamma-tubulin small complex. Gene Ontology annotation, biological process: mitotic cell cycle; meiotic cell cycle; cytoplasmic microtubule organization.